Messenger RNA from Perkinsus marinus ATCC 50983, 1155 nucleotides. RefSeq lists its product as hypothetical. Bases 1 to 1065 code for a protein of 354 amino acids. The record is from RefSeq and is a predicted model, not a curated record. The transcript has a single exon. NCBI's taxonomy places the organism in Eukaryota, Perkinsozoa, Perkinsida, Perkinsidae.
AUGACUGUUGCUACAACUACGCCAGCGAAUGUCAGUUGUUGCGGUUGUGGUGGAGGAACUUGGUACCGAGACGAUAGCCCUGGCGCUGACUGGCAGGACAUCGUCAAGCUGGAAUUGAAGUAUAGCAACAGCUCUCAGGGCAAGUUUGAUCGAACGGUCAAAGGUAGUCAGUCGCUUGAUCUCAUACUGACCGGUAUUGAGCCUGUGGUUUCAACUGCUGGUGGUAACAGGAUACUCCGUGUCGUUGCUCUUGACUCUAGCGGCGUCAUCAACAACAAGGAGACCGGGUUGAUUGUCACUGUCGAGGUAUUCGAGAACGGCCUGCCACUGGCAUCAAAACGAGCCGUGCUCAAUGAUGGCGAGGCAAUGGUGGAUUUCGAUUUCCCCGCGGGCGUCACAGAGCUUACUGCUGUCGCUUCUCCGAGUGAGCCCAUCUUCCUUGACGUCUCCCUGGUUGACUGCGGUGGUGAUAGUACGGUCGGUCCUAAUGGCUUACGAUAUCUUCUGUGGAAGUUAGCUGGCGACUCUUACGUCCUCAAGUGCGCAACCCUAUCCGCCGAUGAGACUUCGUGGAUCGAUCCUCUAGGUGGCGUUCUCAACCCUCAAGAUAACGAAGGCUGGAUGUCGAUCAUGAUGGCCAACGAGAACGGUGUGGUUGUCACCGCUACAGAUUCAACUCCUCGAAGGGUCUCUAAUGUUCUUCUCGGCUUUGAGGGUGGUGGUAUUGGCAUUGGUGGAUGUGGGGGCUUCUGUGUCUUCGGUGGUAUGCUUUCCGUCAACUUUGGCAUGUCGUUGAGGCCGUCUCUUAUCAAGAUCCUUCGUGAGGAAUCGACUAUCACGACAACGGAUGAUGACGGUCGCGGGGGAGGGAGUUCGACCACAGUGAGCACGAGGACGGGUGAUGUUAUUACAGUGACUUCUACAACUACAACUAGCACGGUAUUUGCAGUUGAUUGCGACGCUGGUUGUCGAGCUAUCCGUCCUGGAUCGUAUUGCAAAUACUGGUUGAAUCCUUCUGUCUGUUAUGCUAGUGAUGUGCCCUGCAUCUGCACCACUAUCCCUUGAAUUCCGCGAGCUCUCUCGUGACUAUGUAUAUCGAUGCUUCACACCACACUAUAAGUUAUAGUCCAUAACAUGAUCAUAUUCACUCGUGCU